AACAGGAAUAUUUCGUAACGUUUGAUUGGGGAAAAAAAAAAAAAAAAAAAACAAAACAAAAUAAAUAAUAAUAUUAUUGUACAUCUAAUGGUUUCUUUCAGAACGCAGCUUAAAAAUAUCUAACGUAUGUAAAUAAUAUUUUCUUCGUUAUAAAGAAAGAUGCAAAUCUGACGUUCUAUCAUAUGUUCGUUACAAGUUUUUCUCCUUUGUCAUUGUGUUUUUACAUUUUACGUGUUGAUCGUACGAAGAAAUGGACCAGUACUUACAUAGUGUCUUAUUGUAAAAUAAACAUAACUGACUGGUACAAUUAUUAUUUAAAUUUAUACUUGCCAUUUUUACAAAUCAAUCGACAUGUCAGACGUGAAAAGUCUUGAACAUCCAACGUUGAAGGUCCCGUACGAACUUUUAAAUAAAAAGUUUCGUUCGGCUCAAAAAACAUUAGACAGGGAAGUGUCGCACGUUCAAACUGCGACGAAUGAGUUAGAAAAAGGAUUGAAAGGUGAUGGAAGUGGUGUUGCUACUGGAGAAAUAACUAGACUUUUGGGUGGCGUAGUAGCUAGACUUCAAGUUUUGAAACGCAAAGCAGAAGAAUCUAUUGCGGAAGAAUUGCAAGCCGGAAUGGUUUGUAAAAGACGUUUAGAUCAUUUAAAGGAACAUGCCAAUACAGCUCCGAGUGCUGUAAAUCAAUGGAGAAGGCAAAGACUAGAUCGUAUGCUGGUAGAAUAUUUUCUUCGGAAAGGCUACUACAAAACAGCGACCAAAUUAGCAGAUAGCAGUGAAUUAAGAGAUCUAACAAACAUUGAUGUUUUUAUGGUAUCUAGAGAAGUAGAAAAAUCUCUAGCAAAUCACGAAACUUCGAGGUGUAUCGGUUGGUGCCAUGACAAUCGAUCUAAGUUAAGAAAAUUGGGUAGUACAAUGGAAUUUAAUUUACGCGUACAAGAAUUUAUUGAAUUAGUAAGAGCGGAUAGAAGACUCGACGCUGUUAAACAUGCCCGGAAAUGUUUUGCAAAUUAUGACGAUUAUCAGUUACAAGAAAUUCAAUGUUGUAUGGGACAACUGGCAUUUCCUGCUAACCUUUAUCUCAGUCCGUACAAAGACUUAUUAGAUGAAAAAAGGUGGGAUAGAUUAAUAGAACAAUUUAGGCACGAGAACUAUAGGCUUUUCCAAUUAGCCAGUCAAAGUGUAUUCACAGUAGCAUUGCAAGCAGGAUUGUCUGCACUAAAGACACCUCAAUGCUAUAGUGCAAACAAAGAAGGCAGAAAUCCUAGUUGCCCUGUGUGUAAUGAAGCACUUAAUGAAUUGGCAGCUCCUUUACCAUUUGCUCAUUGUUCUCAAUCAAGACUUGUUUGUAGUAUUAGUGGCAAACCGUUAAAUGAAUAUAAUCAACCAAUGAUGAUGCCAAAUGGAUAUGUUUAUGGAGAACAAGCUUUGGAAAAAAUGGCGCAAGAAAAUAAUGGUAUUGUGAUUUGUCCAAAGACCAAAGAAGAGUUUCCUUAUAAAAAAAUUGAGAAAGUGUAUGUUAUGUAAAAUGAAUAGUUUAAUCUUGAAUUGUAUGAUACAUAAAACGGGAGUUUUUGUGCAACAAUAGGCAUUUGUUUAGAUAGCGUUUAUGAUUUUUUUUUUCUUUUUUUUUUUUUUCUUUCUUUUUGUUGAUAUAAAAAAUAUAUUGUUUUAUGCUAUGUAAUAAUAUUACUAGAGGAAAAUACAACCUCUUUUUA
Vespula pensylvanica (western yellowjacket) is the source of this 1718-nucleotide messenger RNA. RefSeq names its product E3 ubiquitin-protein transferase MAEA (gene Kaz). The record is from RefSeq and is a predicted model, not a curated record. Lineage: Eukaryota; Metazoa; Arthropoda; Insecta; Hymenoptera; Vespidae. The transcript has 5 exons. Gene Ontology annotation, molecular function: ubiquitin protein ligase activity; protein binding. Gene Ontology annotation, biological process: proteasome-mediated ubiquitin-dependent protein catabolic process. Gene Ontology annotation, cellular component: nucleus; cytoplasm; GID complex. Bases 352 to 1527 code for a protein of 391 amino acids.